CUGCACCUAUUUUGCUGUUAGUAUAGCGCUCUUAGAUCACAUGCUACAGUACUUUCAAUGAACACCUUAGUGGGUGUAUUACUUAAACUUGUUAUACAGCAUAGGUCUGUUUUAACUAGCUCGUCGCUGCUGUGAGGUGCUGCUUUGUCCAGACGUUGCUUUUAUUAAAAUCCGCUAAGGACUGCGCGGGGCAUCUUUGCAUCAUGUUUGCAUUUGCUUCUUUGUUAUGCGGUUUCCUAAAGACCCGCGAGGAGGACACUUCAGGAGGACUGAGCUAUCUGCUGGAGUGAAUGAAGGUGACUCGCCUUCAUCGUUGCAAUGCGGAGAGGAAUACAGGAGCGUGAUAGAGAUCGAUCAAUUGAGUAAGAUAUAAAACACGAGUGGGAGUGCAUUGAUUAAUCGUCAUUUUAUAUCAGGGCAGUUUGUUCACUUGAUGUGUAUGCAUGAGUUCUGCACCGAAUGGGCGCAAAAACCGCCCCAGGACUGCCGGGACCAUUUUUCAGAUCGGCGGUAAGCCCGCGUCCCGAGCGCCGCCUGAGCGCAGGGAAAGCAGCGAAGCUGUAGCGGACUGCAGAAUGGUUGUCCAGGAGUUCAAUACACUUGUGGCCCUCUAUAGGGAGCUGGUUAUCUCUAUAGGAGAGAUUUCUGCGGAUUGUCCCUCUCUUCGUGCCGAGAUGCACAAAACACGCACAAAGGGCUGCGAGAUGGCGCGGACUGCACAUCAAAACCUUUCUGCAAUAUCUGGCCCAGAAGAUGGAGAGAUACAUCCGGAGAUCUGCCGUCUGUUCAUCCAAUUGCAGUGCUGUCUAGAGAUGUACUUGACGGAGAUGCUUAAAUCUGUGUGUUUGCUGGGAUCCCUGCAGCUUCACAGGAAAGGGAAACAUAAUUUAGGAGCAACAAAAGUAGACAGUAAGAAGGAGGACAGCUCUGAUGUUCCCAUACUAGAAGAUACGUCAUCCACUCCACCAGACUGUUCACAGACCUACAUACUGGUGGUCACAGACAUCGAGAACAUCGAGAGGGACAUGACGGAAAUGAAAAAUUUGCUAAGCAAACUCAGGGAGACAAUGCCUUUACCACUGAAAAACCAAGAUGACAGCAGUUUGUUGAAUCUAACGCCAUACCCAUUGGUCAGACAGAGAAAGAGGCGUUUCUUUGGCCUCUGCUGUCUGAUGUCCAGUUAAAAGCUCUCCUUGUGUCCGGUUACAAAUGACUGCAUUUCCUCACAAUGUGCGUGACACACCAGUCAACAGUAGCCUACUACUGCCAUUUCCAUAUGAGAAUAGAAUAUCAGUGUAAUAUCAGUAGUCAUAAAACAAUAUACUGUAUAUCACCAAUACACUUUUCAUUUUAAGUGAAUGUAUGUUCGUUCACAUUGCGCUUAGUAAAGAGAAUGGUUUAUAGUAUGAAUAACUUCUGUUUGUCCUGUUUAAUUGUUAACAUCGCUGAGUAUGACACAAGGCUCAUGUUGAUGCACAAUUCAUACGCUGUGCUUUUUGUCAAGACAAAUGUUGUUACGAGGACUUCAAGACUGCAAUUUAGAGCUUAGGUUACAUUAUAUGGUUAAUAACCGUUUUAAUCAUAAUAACGAUGCCGAGUUUUUAAAUUAAAUUACCAUGAACACAAAAUAAGACCGCACAACAUGAGUGAAUGUGGGAUCUGUUGGUUUCUUUGAGCAUAUUUUUACUACAGUAUUAUUUAGUCUUCCAUAAACCGAAAAUCCUGUAAUAUUUUUUUCUUUCUGUUUGAGUCUUUAGGAGUAUAAAAUACCUGAAGAAGCCUUUGUAAAUAAAGAAUAUAUCUAUAAAUGGACAUUUUAGAGAUGUACAUAUACAAUGUAAACCUAGCGCUCUGAAUUAUUUUUCAAUACUGUGAUUCUUUAAAGAGAUUGUCAGUAAAGUGUGGCAUGUCUAUCCAUCUGGUGUGAUAUAAGUCCAGAUUGGAGGGGCUCAGCAUGGGUCUUGCUUAUUAAUAUCGGUUCUAAUUGUGUCAGGCAUGGUGCAGAUACUGUAGUG
This is a messenger RNA of Paramisgurnus dabryanus, 2015 nucleotides long. RefSeq names its product regulator of G protein signaling 7 binding protein a (gene rgs7bpa). NCBI's taxonomy places the organism in Eukaryota, Metazoa, Chordata, Actinopteri, Cypriniformes, Cobitidae. The record is from RefSeq and is a predicted model, not a curated record.